UCUAACUUCAAAGAAGUAGUGCUAUUACCAGAGCUACAUGACCAGAAACACUCGAACUUGAAGGGCCCAUUUCUUAUGGGUAAUUUUAUCUCUGUGGCGAUCACGAGUUUGAGCCUGUCUCAUUUUUUGAAAGUCAGUUUUUCGGUAGAAGCUGAUGCGGCCGUGGAGCUGCUGCCUGUGCUUUCUACUGAUGUGACAAAUCCUGAUCCUGAAGAAGAUGGCGUCAUUCUGGAUGAAGACCCGAAACAUAGUGGAAGCAAACCAUUGGAUACAUGCGAAUCCAAUAUCGUUGCGCCUAGCCAAAGUAGCGCAAUACCAGUGAAAUUCAAACUAAAGGAUAGCACUUCCACUUCAGAAGCAUCAUCUUCCACCUGUAACCCAAUUCGAUUCGAGCUCAAAGUGACUUACACAGUCGCAAGCACAGGAGACGAAACGACCACUGAUUCUCCCCAAACGAAGCUCCUUCCAAUAACGCUCCAAUGCAGAAAACCCAGUGAUUCUCUGCUGUACACUUUUCUCGACCACGACGGAACAGUGAACCGCGCAGCUGCAAUUAUGCCUUUGCUGUCUACCUCUCCCACACUCGUCCAGAGAGAGGCAGGACCCGGAGGUAAACUAAAACUACCCAGGAGCAGUAAAAAGACUGCAUAUCCUGUAGUCUUGAGUCUUCAUGGUACUGGUGUAGACGUACGCAUGCAAGCAGACAGUUACAAAUACAAACCUCGGGCAAAUGACGUACGAAAAUUACUACAGAAACUGCAAAAAGAAGAAGCUUUAGGUGGCGCUAAUGAAGCUUGUUCUAGUGGUUGUACUGGGUCCGGGCCAGAGAGGACUGCGGAGGUGGAUGACAGAGACAUCAAUAAGACCACUAGUACCUCCUUCUACCCUUUACAGGAUCUCCAGAAAGCAGAAAAAGCAUGGAAAAUCAAGAAAGAUGAAGACGUUCCGUAUCUCUUUGGUAUCGAAAAUGCGUGGGUAAUCGCCCCAACUAGACGUGGUGCACACAACUGGGAGUACACCGGCUUCCUGUCUGCGCUCGCAGCUGUGAAGGCUUUGAAACGGAUAAUAGAAGCCACGUCGUCCUCAUCUUCAAGUUCAAUCUCUAGCUCUUUAUCUUUUCCCGCUCUACGCUUACCCCAACUAGAUGACGAAAAAAUGAUCUACACUGGCCAUUCGAUGGGUGGUCAUGGAGCAAUGGUCCUCGCCACACGUGCACCUGGUCCAAUGCAAGCAGUCGCACCGCUGGGCAUGUGGAUCAAAAAAGAAGAGUAUGGAGAUAGCAACCGAUUCUUUCAUCUGGAUGUGCAGAACGCGCACGUGGAACCGAGUCUGAAUUAUGAAUGGACUCAUGCUGGAGUAUAAGUGCAAGGGUUUCAUUUUUAGUUGAUGUCUAUCGUUCGUACGCAAAGAUGAGAAUCAUAAUCUUCAAUGAAACCAAUCACUGAGUACUCUCCGCAUUCUACAUCCUCUAAGAGUCAGCAGUUCUAGAAGCUAGCAUGGCUGAAAACUCAGUGGAGCCUCAGUUGGGCAACGUUGCGGAGCGACGGCCAUUUUUACCUGUGAAGUUUCGCGUUGGCGCUAAAGAUCAGGCGACCCCUGCUUGGUUCUCGCGUCGACUUGCAAGGAGUUUGACGGGAUGGAGUAAAAGUGGUCCGAUUACUCCUUCUCCUAGUCCUUGUCCUACUUCUUCUCGUUCUAACGUUAAGGCUCAACUUUCAUUGGUCACGGGGCUUGGUCUCUGACAUCAGAGAGGAGACCCACUGAGAGAACAGGGGAAAACUAACGGAAAACAAGGGGAGAGGCAUGGGGCAUUUUGCUUUCCGAAUCAGUGGCCACUGACCGCUGACCUUUAAUAACGGAAAGACUACGAUGCAAAGGAGUUCUACACUUUCCAUCGCUCCUUCGAUAG
Molecule: messenger RNA, 1909 nt
Organism: Amoebophrya sp. A25
Lineage: Eukaryota; Dinophyceae; Syndiniales; Amoebophryaceae
Source: the annotation of a GenBank genome assembly